CAGUAUAUCAAAAGUCUCGCACAAUUAACCAACACAUUGAAAAAUCCUCCAAUGGCAAAGGAUUCAGAAAUCUCAGUCGCCGGCGAUCUUAUCGACUUUCUUAACGCUUCUCCCACCGCCUUCCACGCCGUCGAUGAAGCAAAGAAAAGAUUAAAAGUUGCAGGAUAUGAACAAAUAUAUGAAAAGGGAGAUUGGAAUUUACAACCUGGAAACAAGUAUUUUUUCACCAGGAAUUAUUCCACUAUUGUUGCCUUUGCUAUUGGUAAAAAAUAUGUUGCUGGAAAUGGAUUCCACAUAGUUGGUGCUCAUACUGAUAGUCCCUGUCUUAAGCUGAAGCCUGUUUCAAAGGUAUCAAAAGCUGGUUACUUGGAAGUUGGUGUUCAAACAUAUGGAGGAGGUUUGUGGCAUACAUGGUUUGACCGUGACUUAACAAUUGCUGGAAGAAUGAUAAUCAAAGAAGGAAAAGGCACCUCUGCAUCUUACUCGCACCGACUUGUUAGAAUUACGGAGCCUAUAAUGCGAAUUCCAACCCUGGCAAUCCACCUGGACAGGGGUGUCAAUGAUGGAUUUAAGGUGAACACACAAACUCAUCUGGCGCCUGUCUUGGCAACAUCUGUUAAGGCCGAGCUCAAUAAAGUGGUUACCGAAAAUGGCCCAGAUGGGAAGCCCAUUGAAAGUCCAAACACUUCCAGUAACCAGAAGCAUCAUUCUCUUCUUCUGCAGCUUCUUGCGGCUCGUGCUGGGUGUAAAGCAGAUGACAUUUGUGAUUUUGAGUUACAAGCAUGUGACACUCAACCAAGCAUAAUUGCUGGCGCAAUGAAGGAGUUUGUAUUCUCUGGAAGGCUUGACAAUCUUUGUAUGUCUUUCUGCUCCUUGAAGGCGUUAAUAGAUGCUACUGGGUCAGACAAAAGUCUUGAAGAUGAGAGUGGUGUAAGAAUGGUGGCAUUAUUUGAUCAUGAGGAGGUUGGUUCUAGCUCAGCACAAGGAGCUGGAUCUCCAGUCAUGUUUGAUGCUCUAUCCCGCAUUACAAACUUCUUUUCAUCAGAUGCACAGUUACUAGAAAAAGCAAUGCAAAGAAGCUUUCUGGUGUCUGCUGACAUGGCUCAUGCCUUGCAUCCAAAUUAUAUGGAUAAACACGAAGAAAAUCAUCAACCAAAAUUGCAUGGUGGGCUUGUGAUUAAACAUAAUGCAAACCAACGAUAUGCCACUAAUGCUGUCACUGCCUUCAUAUUCCGGGAAAUAGCCACCAACCAUAAUCUUCCAGUUCAGGACUUUGUUGUUCGAAAUGACAUGCCAUGCGGUUCAACCAUUGGGCCCAUAUUGGCAAGUGGGACUGGAAUCCGGACAGUUGAUAUUGGAGCCCCACAAUUAUCGAUGCACAGCAUACGGGAGAUGUGCGCAGUGGAUGACGUGAAUCAUUCGUACAAGCAUUUGAAGGCAUUUUAUGAAGACUUCACUUGUCUUGAUGCCAAGAUUGCAGUUGAUGUUUAGGCCUGUUGACUGUUUUAGCAUCAAACACCUCUAUUUCAUGCUUUCACAGUUUAGUUUGCUUUCUCACUCGUGUAACAUUGUGCUUUAAAGAAUUUAUAAUGAAUCAAUGAAGUUGGUCUAUAGGCCUGUUGACUGUUUUAGCA
Messenger RNA from Erigeron canadensis, 1634 nucleotides. RefSeq names its product probable aspartyl aminopeptidase. Bases 52 to 1491 code for a protein of 479 amino acids. The record is from RefSeq and is a predicted model, not a curated record. The transcript is spliced from 11 exons. Lineage: Eukaryota; Viridiplantae; Streptophyta; Magnoliopsida; Asterales; Asteraceae. Gene Ontology annotation, biological process: proteolysis. Gene Ontology annotation, molecular function: zinc ion binding; aminopeptidase activity.